GAACGAUUACCCAUCUCUGGGCAGCGCACGUUUGCGCCUUCCAUGGUUUUUAUUUUGUAUUAAUUUCACCAUCCAAAUUCGAAGCAAUAAUAAUGGCCGCUGGUGUGGAUAGCAUCGGAAUGUCUGCUCUGUCCCUGAGCGAGGGCAUCCGAGAGGCGCCUGUCUGCAUCCUUGUGCUGGGAAUGGCCGGCAGCGGCAAGACCACAUUUACGCGGAGUCUAAUCCAGCAUGCCCAGGAGAAGUUCAAUCCGUACGUGGUUAAUCUGGAUCCUGCCUGCCGAGAAGUGCCAUACGCAACUCACGUGGACAUCAGGGAUACGGUCAACUACCGGGAGGUGAUGAAGCAAUAUAAACUGGGGCCAAAUGGCAGCAUUGUGACCGCGCUCAAUAUGUUCACCACGAAAAUGUCCCAAUUCGCGGAGCUGGUACGACGGGCCGGAGAGCGUGGUCACAAAUGGUGUAUAAUCGAUACGCCCGGUCAGAUUGAGGUGUUCACCUGGUCCGCCUCAGGCACCAUAAUCACCGAGGGUCUGGCCACCUUGUUCCCCACCGUUGUAGUCUACGUAAUGGAUGUUGUGCGCAGCUCCUGCCCCAGCACCUUUAUGUCCAACAUGCUCUAUGCCUGCUCCAUUCUGUACAAGACCCGAUUACCCUUCCUGGUGGCUCUCAAUAAGAUCGACCUUAUGGAUUGCAGCUUUAUUCAAGAGUGGAUGACGGACUUUGUGGUCUACCAAGAUGCCUUGGAGCAGGAGACAAGCUUUGUGAGCAACUUGGCACGCACCAUGUCCCUUACACUUGACACCUUCUACGAGAACCUUCCCAACUGUGGUAUUUCGUCUAAAACUGGCGUGGGUUUUUCUCGACUACUGAAUCUUAUCCAGAACUGCGUCGUUGAGUACGAAAAGGACUACAAGCCGGUCUACGAGAAAAUGCGAAAGGAGCGACUAGCGGAGCAGCAGGCAACAAUGAGCCCCAGGCCACCGGCAAAUGUGGAAGAAGCGGGCGUGGCCGUUCCCCUCGGAAUAGAGCUAAACGAUCCUCCACCAAACUUUGGCAACAUAGUCAUAACGGCACCGGGCCUGGUGCCCGUGGCCACGGAAGAGGAGGAAGUCGAGGACAUGGAGGAAGAUGCUAAAGGCGCUGCGGAGGAUGAAAACUUUCAGAGUUUUGUGCAACGACACUUAAAAGCACAGGAGACCAAGAGGGAUAAAUUGUUGCAAGAACAGAUCCCAUCUUAAAGUGAUAUAAGGAAUAUAUUUUUGGCUAAGAGCAGAAAUGAUUACUUUGUUCUAUAGUUUUAAGCUUAAAUUGUAUACUAUUUAAGAGAUUUAUUUUAAGCUAAAAGUAAACCUCACUUCCCUAUAGAAAUUGAA
This is a messenger RNA of Drosophila serrata, 1373 nucleotides long. RefSeq names its product GPN-loop GTPase 1. Lineage: Eukaryota; Metazoa; Arthropoda; Insecta; Diptera; Drosophilidae. Gene Ontology annotation, molecular function: GTPase activity. The record is from RefSeq and is a predicted model, not a curated record.